UCUCUUUCCCCGGCCACAAAACAACCGUGAGUGUCCAACUCACUGUUCCUGAAAAACUUAAAAUAAAAAUAAUAUAAAAAAUAUAAAAUCCACAAAAUCUUAAAAAGUGCAGAUCUACUUAAAGAAAUAGAAACCUUUUAAAAAAAAUAGCAAAAUAUUAUUUUAAAAAAACAUAAACAUCAGGCCUCCGGCUUAACUCGAAGUUGUCGUCUUUUUUAAAGGAAACACUUCAGAAGACACCGGUCUUUAUCGCGCUGCUUUUUCCAGGUUUGGCAUUUUCAAAACGCCCGAUCAGCUGUCUGUGCAGCGUGUCUUUAAACCAAAGCGCAGUUUGGAUCCGGAUUACAGACCAUACCGACAUUUUUCUGGCGUUUUUAAAACGAAGCCUUGCGUUUAUCCUCUGAAAUCAGCGAUAUGAACACAGCGACGGGGAGUUAUCCGAUGGCUUCUCUCUACGUUGGCGACCUGCACCCCGACAUCACGGAGGCUAUGCUGUACGAGAAAUUCAGCCCAGCCGGACCGGUGCUCUCCAUUCGGGUCUGCCGAGACAUGAUCACCCGGCGGUCCCUGGGAUACGCUUAUGUGAACUUCUCACAGCCAGCUGACGCUGAAAGAGCUCUGGACACCAUGAAUUUUGAUGUGGUGAAAGGAAAGCCAAUCAGAAUCAUGUGGUCCCAAAGAGAUCCCUCCCUCAGGAAGUCGGGUGUGGGCAAUGUUUUUAUCAAGAACCUCGACAAGUCCAUUGACAACAAAGCCCUGUAUGACACCUUCUCUGCCUUUGGCAACAUCCUCUCCUGCAAGGUGGUGUGUGAUGAAAACGGCUCCAAGGGUUACGCCUUUGUCCAUUUUGAGACCCAGGACGCGGCUGAUCGCGCCAUCGAGAAGAUGAACGGCAUGCUUCUGAAUGACCGCAAGGUGUUUGUGGGUCGUUUCAAAUCUCGCAAAGAACGGGAGGCUGAACUCGGUGCCAAAGCUAAGGAGUUUACCAACGUAUACAUCAAGAACUUUGGGGACGACAUGGAUGAUGAACGCCUGAAGGAGAUUUUUGACAAAUACGGUAAAACACUCAGUGUGAAGGUGAUGACAGACCCCAGCGGCAAAUCCAGAGGGUUUGGAUUUGUUAGUUACGAAAAACACGAGGACGCCAACAAGGCUGUAGAGGAGAUGAAUGGCACUGAACUCAACGGAAAGACUGUGUUCGUGGGCCGAGCUCAGAAGAAAAUGGAGAGGCAGGCGGAGCUGAAGAGGAAGUUUGAGCAGCUGAAACAAGAGAGGAUUAGUCGUUAUCAGGGAGUCAAUCUUUAUAUUAAAAACUUGGAUGACACAAUAGAUGACGAGAAACUGCGCAAGGAGUUCUCUCCAUUUGGCUCAAUUACAAGUGCUAAGGUGAUGCUAGAAGAGGGCCGGUCCAAGGGCUUUGGCUUUGUCUGCUUUUCCUCCCCUGAAGAGGCUACCAAGGCUGUGACUGAAAUGAAUGGACGUAUUGUUGGCUCUAAACCUCUCUACGUGGCUCUUGCUCAGCGCAAAGAGGAGCGCAAAGCCCAUCUCACCAACCAGUACAUGCAGCGAAUAGCUGGCAUGAGGGCCAUGCCAGCUAAUGCCAUCAUUAAUCAGUUCCAGCCCACCAGUGGAUACUUCAUGCCAGCUGUGCCGCAGGCUCAGAAUAGGACUACGUACUAUGCACCCAAUCAGCUCGCCCAAAUGCGACCAAAUCCCCGAUGGCAGCAACAAGGUGGACGAAGUCAAGGGGGUUUCCAAGCAAUGCCCAGCUCGCUGCGUCAGCCAGGGCCCCGUGCCAACCUCAGACACAUGAGUCCUAGCAGCAGCACACAAGGCCCACGAGCUGGUGGUCAGAGCAUGGGGCCUCGUCCUUCAGUCGGAGUCUCCGGCCCUCGGGCCAUGCCUCCUUACAAAUACGCCACUGGUGUCCGUAACCCCAACCCCCAGGUGGUGCAACCUAUUGCCUUACAGCAGACUCAGCCAGCGGUGCACGUUCAGGGCCAAGAGCCUCUCACGGCCUCCAUGCUGGCUGCUGCACCUCCUCAGGAGCAGAAACAGAUGCUGGGGGAGCGUCUGUUCCCACUGAUUCAGGCCAUGCAUGCUAACCUGGCAGGAAAGAUCACCGGCAUGUUGCUGGAGAUCGACAACUCUGAAUUACUACACAUGCUUGAGUCCCAUGAGUCUCUACGUUCAAAGGUGGAAGAAGCUGUUGCAGUUUUACAGGCACACCAGGCCAAGAAAGACGCCACCCAGAAAGUAGGUGGCAUGGCUCCUACUGCUGCUGCUGCCACAUCCUGAAGACUCUGAGCUAUUCUAACUUGAGCACAGAAAACUGAGAGGAGAUGGGAAGAGAUGCACUACACUGGAAAGCCCAAAGUCUUCUGAACAAUCACACAAAAACAAAAAUCAAGAAAAAAAUGGAAAACCUUAUUUUAAAUGUACACUUUGAAAAAAUAUUACAUAAUGCAUAAUUUUGUAGUUCUGUAAUACUUUUACGCUGCAUACCAGAUGCAGUGAUGCAAAUGAAUCUUGGACAAAGGCCCUUUAUUUUGUGGCAAAGGAGAGGAAGUAAAAAGAGCCUUGUUCUUUGUCUUUGCUUGAAAGCUUCAUGUUGGUGUGAAAUGACUCCUCCAUCCUAACACGUUAUCAACGGGUGUGUGGUAAUUUCAAUAAAGGGAUGAUAUAUCCA
Oreochromis aureus is the source of this 2689-nucleotide messenger RNA. RefSeq names its product poly(A) binding protein, cytoplasmic 4 (inducible form) (gene pabpc4). Gene Ontology annotation, molecular function: RNA binding. NCBI's taxonomy places the organism in Eukaryota, Metazoa, Chordata, Actinopteri, Cichliformes, Cichlidae. The coding region runs from base 415 to 2298 and encodes 627 amino acids. The record is from RefSeq and is a predicted model, not a curated record. The transcript is spliced from 15 exons. Gene Ontology annotation, cellular component: ribonucleoprotein complex.